Molecule: messenger RNA, 1903 nt
Organism: Hydractinia symbiolongicarpus
Lineage: Eukaryota; Metazoa; Cnidaria; Hydrozoa; Anthoathecata; Hydractiniidae
Product: macrophage metalloelastase-like
Exons: 8
Coding region: 165-1772 (535 amino acids)
Biological process (GO): extracellular matrix organization; proteolysis; collagen catabolic process
Cellular component (GO): extracellular matrix
Molecular function (GO): zinc ion binding; metalloendopeptidase activity
Source: RefSeq, a predicted model, not a curated record
AGAGAGAAAAAAGAAAAAAAAAUUAUACAAAAUACAAAUCAUCAGCUGAAAUCAAGAAAGAAACUCUGUGGAGGAGAAUAUAUUCAGAAUUUUUAAAUAUAAGAGACGCUUGAAAUAAGAAAAACAGUAUUGGAAGUGUCCAUUGAAUUGGAGAAGAUACGAAGAUGAGUUAUAUUGUUGUAUUCGCCAUGUUGUGCUUUGUUGGCGCUCUACAUUCGAAAAGCGUUGGAAUGUCACGUGAUCAAGUUGACAACGCCAAGAAAUACCUUCUGAGGUAUGGUUACCUUGACAAAUUUUCCGUCGGAGAAGAAGAACUAAAAGACAGCAUUGCGCGAUUGCAAUAUUUUGCAAACUUGAAACAAACCGGUACUCUUGAUGCUGCCACUUUGAAGCAGAUGACCAUACCUAGAUGCGGAUUAGGGGAUCCAAAGAUUAAGAUUCAACGUAGCAGACGAUACGUACAUCAGGGAUCUUAUUGGAGAAAGAAUUUUCUCACAUGGAGAUUAGAGGGACGAGGCCGAACAUUGGACAGAGAAACAAUUAGAAAGGUGAUGAAGAAAGCUUUCACCUAUUGGAGCGAUAUCACUAAUCUGGAUUUUAAAGAGGUUAAUGGAAACAAUCCAGACAUUUGGGUUAAAUUUGUUACCCGAUAUCAUAAUGAUCCAUACGCAUUUGAUGGUCGAGGUGGUACUUUAGCUCAUGCGUUUUAUCCACACAACAACGUAGGCUUAAGUGGUGAUGUCCACUUUGACGAUGAUGAAGAUUAUACCUACAAGUCACCACGUGGUCGAAAUCUUUUGUGGGUUGCAACUCAUGAAAUAGGUCACUCAAUUGGACUUGAUCAUUCAAACGUUCGUGAAGCUGUUAUGUAUCCAUGGUACACAAAGUAUAAACCAGGCUUUAAACUUCAAUACGAUGACAUUCUUGGAAUUCAAUCAUUGUACGGUUCACGUAGUAAACCAAAGUCAACAACAACAACAACAACCACAACGACGACAACAAAAACGACGCCGAGAACAACAAGAACGACAACUACUAAAGGACAGGUGGUGCCAAACUACAAAAAGUGUCCUGCUUCCACCAUCACUGCAGUUUAUUACAAUACAUACGCACGCCUGAUAAUAGGUAUAACGAAAAAAGAAAAAUUAUACUUUAUUAGAGCUGCCGGUGGAAUUCGAUAUGGUCCCGUAGAAGCAAGAAGUUAUCUGCCCAGCAUCAGAAUUCCAGGAUCAAUUGACGCAGCUUAUGAUACAAAUAUUUUGGAAAACCGACCUUAUACAAUCUUUUAUUCCGGCACAAAAUAUUACAUCUACCAGCAUUUCCGAUACCGAUCUGGUCCUCAUAGUAUAUAUGGAAAUAUACCUGGAGAUAAAAACCCUCUUCAAUUAGACUUACCAACGUGGGUGAAAAAGAUUGACGCCGUAAUGACGUGGAAUGGUAAUGGACGUACGUACUAUUUUGCCGGAGAAUAUUAUUGGCGUUACAAUGGCAAACGAAAGACUAUGGACUCUGGUUAUCCAAAAAGAAUUGUUGAUGCUUGGAAAGGUCUACCAAGAUCAAUUGAUGCUGCUUACAGCGAUAAAGAUAAAACCUUCUUUAUCUCAGGAUCGCAAUACUACCUCUUCGAUGACAAGGCUAUACGAGUGAAACCCGGAUAUCCUCAACAUGUUGGACGCCAAUGGUUAAAUUGUGGCGGUAAAUCCUCAGAAGUGGGAGGAAUUGGUGGUCUUAGUAUUGGUGAGGCGCAUGCAAAAGAAGGCGUUCACCCAUAAUUGUAAAAUAUAGUUGAUAAAGGAAGAUAAUAUUUUCGAUGUAGAAAAAAAGAGCAUUGUACUAUAUGACAAAGUUCUGUUAGAUAUAUAAAUUUUUAUUUAAGUGGUGUUAAAAUGGAAUUUGCACAAAA